Molecule: messenger RNA, 1221 nt
Organism: Mixia osmundae IAM 14324
Lineage: Eukaryota; Fungi; Basidiomycota; Mixiomycetes; Mixiales; Mixiaceae
Exons: 5
Coding region: 1-1221 (406 amino acids)
Source: RefSeq, a predicted model, not a curated record
AUGGUACGAGCAGCAAAUGAGCUCGAUCGUGCGCAGGUCAAGGCAAAAGAGCUUGCAUCACAACCGCCCGUCGAUCACAAUCACCCCGUCGGUCAAGUCAAGCGCAUCACUGUCCUCACCGCAAGCCAAUAUGAGCGCAAAGACGAAGCGAUGGCACUGCUCAAGAAGCUCGCUACUCUGGUGGCGCCUAUCAUGCGAAAGCACGAUUGGACUCUACCUACGCUUGCCGAGUUCUUUCCAGACCAAAAAAACCUACUCGGCAUGAACAUCAAUGGAGGACAGAAAAUUCUGAUCCGUUUACGUCAGCCCCAUUCGCCCAAUGCCUUCUUCGAUCUAGAGUCGCAGCUUAUCGAGACCAUGCUUCACGAACUCACACACAACGUCCAUGGGCCGCACGAUGACAAAUUCUACGCGUUUCUCGACAAGCUCAAAGACGAAUAUCAUGCAUUGCGACAAUCGGGAUACUCUGGCGAAGGAUUCCUAGGCGAUGGCAAGCGAUUGUCAGGCUCAGUCACCGUUCCGCUUUGGAAAGCCAAGGAACGCGCUCUAGCUGCAGCAGAAGCGCGUGCUGCUACCGGUCGCCUCAUGGGCGCACCGGGCGGUCAAAAGCUAGGCGGCGCUCAGAGACCCUACAAGCCUCUCAAUGAGAUACUCGCAGAAGCUGCAGAAAGACGAUUGAGAGACAAGGUCGCUUGCGGCCAUGGCGAUAUGACUGAAGAAGACAUGAAGCGAGUCGAAGCGCAAGCCAGUGCCGAAUCUGAGGUGAUCUGGAUCGAGCCUCCCACUGCCCGUGAGGCUGCAGAGACUAGAGUCGAACAGAGGACGGCAGACGCCAUAUUGCUGUCCAGUGAUGACGAAGCCGAGCCGGCGCCUUCCGUAUCCAGCCCACCAGCUAAGCCGCCAGCAGAACGCGGCCAGUGGACUUGCGAGAAAUGUACCUUCAUCAAUCCGCCCUCAGCGAAAUGCGAAAUAUGCGAUGCUCCAGGCCCGCCUACCCUUCUGCCCGGGAAAAGCAGGUCUGCCACCCUUUCGCGACCAGUGGACCUCAAGAGAAUAGACCCAAAGAAACUCUUACCCCGCGAGCGCUUCAUACCAGUCGCGGUCAAAGAUCCGAAUAUUUAUGGGCAAGACGGCAGAUGGGCUUGUCACAUCUGCGCAGAGAUGAACCCUUCCGAGCUAUGGUGCUGCGCUGCUUGUAUGACCGUCAAACUCAAUUCAUAA